CAUGUAUGAAGUUAUGAAAAUAUUUCCUUGAGUUUCUGUAACUUUUCCGUCCCUGUGAGUCCAGAGCCACGGCCAUAUCUUCGCGUCAUUAUAUCUGUAUUUGGCCUGCAAGGCUUACCGAAACCCACCAGUGCCGACGCAGAUCUUCUAUUUACAUUGGAAACCGUUAAGCACAUUCGCAGUUGGUUUGUUGAUCAUUAGGUUUCUCUUUUGUCAGCUCAGGUUACCAAUACAAUCUUUGCGUAGAUGUCAAUUAACAAGGACAUUGUUACUUUGAAGGAUCCUUUUAGUGAAGAGUUGCCUCAGUACAUACAUAUAAAUCAGAAUGAGUUUUUCAUGCGAAGGCACAAAAAGCAGAAGGAGGAGGAUAUUGCUAUAUGUGAAUGCAAAUAUGAUGCUGAUGACACUGACAGUGCAUGCGGGGAUAGCUGCUUGAAUGUUUUAACCAGCACAGAAUGCACCCCUGGUUAUUGCCCUUGUGAUAUCUUGUGCAAAAAUCAGUGGUGCUCAAGAAUGCCGUUGUAGAACGUUUUUGAACCUUUGAAUUUAUUUUGGACGAGGCCAAUAUCAAUUACUAUAUUCAUGUUCCAUAUGUCAUGGUUACAGAAAUUUCAGAAGUGUGAAUAUGCUAAAACAAAGUUGUUUAAAACUGAAGGCCGUGGAUGGGGUCUUUUGGCUGAUGAGGAUCUUAAGGCAGGACAAUUUGUCAUCGAAUACUGUGGAGAAGUUAUAUCAUGGAAGGAAGCCAAACGUAGAUCUCAGGCUUAUGAUGAUCAAGGCCUUAAAGAUGCAUUUAUCAUUUGCCUUAAUGCAUCUGAAUCUAUUGAUGCAACCAGGAAAGGAAGCCUUGCUAGAUUUAUAAAUCAUUCCUGUCAACCGAAUUGUGAGACGAGAAAAUGGAAUGUGUUGGGGGAAAUAAGAGUCGGAAUAUUUGCAAAACAUGAUAUUCCUAUUGGAACUGAAUUAGCUUAUGAUUAUAAUUUUGAAUGGUUUGGAGGUGCAAAGGUUCGUUGCCUAUGUGGUGCACUCAAAUGUUCAGGGUUCCUUGGAGCAAAAUCUCGUGGUUUUCAGGAGGAUACUUAUCUAUGGGAAGAUGAUGAUGAUAGGUACUCUGUUGAGAAAAUUCCUGUAUAUGAUUCUGCAGAGGAUGAACCAGUGUCAAAUGUUAAUGGACGAACUGAAUCCUCUUUAGAUGUGAUGCUUAAAGCUGAGCAACUAUCUGAGUCCACUGGUUUCAAUGUUCAGUCCCUUGAUUCAGUUCAGAUGAAAGAUUUAGAUGUCAAAAAGAUUAAAACUGAAGUAGCAGAUGAGGAUAUGCACUUGUACUCCCACGAUACUGAACAGGCGCUUUCACAAAAGAAUGCAAUGAUAUCACGAAUCCGAGGUAAUGCUGCAGGCAGAAACUAUCACAUUGGACCUAGGUCCAUGUCUACCAAAAGAUCAAGGGCAUAUAAUGGCGGAAGGUUUAAAAAUCUCGUAGAGAAGAAAAUUGAUGCCAAGUUUGCUGCUGGCCUCCUAGCAUCCAAGGAAGCACAAGAAGAGAUUUUACAUUGUGAGAAAAUAAAGGAUGAUGCUACAUCUACUCUUGAUUCCUUAUACGAUGAAAUACGGCCUGCUAUUGAGGAACACGAGAGGGAUAGCCAAGACAGUGUAUCCACCACUGUCGCAGAGAAGUGGAUACAGGCUUGCUGCCUAAAAUUGAAGGCUGAGUUUGAUCUCUACUCGUCAAUUGUGAAAAAUGUUGCUUGCACUGCGCAUAGGCCACCUGGACAACCAAAACCUACUGAAGUAGAUAAUGAAAACGAAAUUAAGUUCUUGACAGGUUGAAUUUCUCUUUUCAUUUUUUCCAAUCUGUAAUUUUCAACGUCACUGAAUAUGUGGUCAAAUUUGGGGGAACUUCUUUUUAAAAUUCAUUAAAUUGAGAAUCCAAGACUCGAUGAAUAAAUCUUUUCAAUAUUUAUUUGUUA
This is a messenger RNA of Vigna unguiculata (cowpea), 1967 nucleotides long. RefSeq names its product SET domain group 26 (gene ASHH1). Gene Ontology annotation, cellular component: nucleus. NCBI's taxonomy places the organism in Eukaryota, Viridiplantae, Streptophyta, Magnoliopsida, Fabales, Fabaceae. Gene Ontology annotation, molecular function: protein binding; histone methyltransferase activity. The record is from RefSeq and is a predicted model, not a curated record.